Molecule: messenger RNA, 1401 nt
Organism: Helobdella robusta
Lineage: Eukaryota; Metazoa; Annelida; Clitellata; Rhynchobdellida; Glossiphoniidae
Exons: 7
Biological process (GO): intracellular signal transduction; protein phosphorylation; positive regulation of apoptotic process
Cellular component (GO): cytoplasm; nucleus
Molecular function (GO): protein binding; protein serine/threonine kinase activity; ATP binding
Source: RefSeq, a predicted model, not a curated record
UUGAGUAUUGAAACGACAGAAGGGACCUCAGUGUUGAGAGUCAGAGAAGCAGUUACCAACGAUUCUGAAUGUUAUAGUGUUGUCGUCAGGUGUCGUUGUGUCACUAGCCAGAUGUCUUCGUCCGUCACGGUUGAAGAUUGCCCAGAUCCCCCGUUUGGCCGGCCCGCGACGACGAACGAGACCACAGACUCCAUCGUGCUGUCCUGGUACGGCCCUGUUUUUGACGGAGCAAGCCCUGUCAUCGGCUACAAAGUCGAACAGAAACUCUCUGGAAAGCAACAUGAUUGGAUCGUCAUAUCAGAUCUCUGUCAACACACAACAUUCCACGUCAAAAACCUCCGAGCCCACACCUCGUACAACUUCCGCAUCAGUUGCGUCAACAAACACGGCUGCAGCAGGCCUGGCAUCGCUUGUGAAGCACGUACGAAAGAGAACGGUGGCGAAAAUGGCGUGGAACAAAAUGGCGUAACUCAAUUUGAUGAUGGCGGGAAAUUCGCGUUCGAACCGAGAAUUGUAAGCAUCAGGAGAGAUAAAAAGUUUUCAGAGUUGUACAUCAGUGGAGAACUUAUCGGCCGCGGAAAAUUUGGGGUAGUUCAAGAAUGCUUUGAAAUAAAGACCAAUCGCAAGCUGGCUGCCAAGGUCAUUAAACUGAAACAAGGUCAGAAGGAGGAGUUUCGAGAAGAGGUCAACAUCAUGAACAAGUUACACCACGUCAAACUUCUUCAACUUUAUGAUGCCUUCGAAACCUCGAGAGAGGCUGUUCUCAUUAUGGAAUUCAUUGAAGGGCGAGAACUGAUGGAGCGCAUAAUCAAUGAGGAUUAUUUGCUAACGGAACGGGACUGCAUCUACUUCCUUCGACAGAUAUGCUCCGGGAUCAAGUACAUGCACGACCUAAACGUUCUCCAUCUGGAUAUCAAACCGGAAAAUAUUCUCUGCGUACGCCCGGAUUGCAAUGAUAUUAAAAUCAUCGACUUUGGACUAUCCCGCAUGUACGAUGAGAAGAAACCAGUCAAGGUAAUGUUUGGCACCGCCGAGUUUGCAGCCCCUGAAGUGAUAAACUACGAUCCCGUGACACCGCUGACGGAUAUGUGGAGCGUUGGAGUUGUCUGCUACAUCCUCCUUUCAGGAUUCUCGCCAUUCGCCGGCAAUUCAGACGCGGAGACAUUUGUGAACGUGACGAAAGUGCAGUACGAUUUUGACGAGGGAUUCGAAGAUGUAUCCACAAAGGCUCAAGAAUUCAUUUCAUGUUUACUCGCAAGAAACCCAAAGUCAAGAAUGACGUCAUCAGAGUGUCUGUCACAUGAUUGGUUGGUUCAAUACGAAGAUGUGACGUUGGAGAAAACACUGGAUACGACACAACAUCGAAAAUUUCUCACGAGAAGAAAAUGGCAGGUUGGAUAG